Molecule: messenger RNA, 1392 nt
Organism: Patiria miniata (bat star)
Lineage: Eukaryota; Metazoa; Echinodermata; Asteroidea; Valvatida; Asterinidae
Gene: ndufs8
Product: NADH-quinone oxidoreductase subunit I-like
Exons: 6
Coding region: 55-696 (213 amino acids)
Biological process (GO): mitochondrial respiratory chain complex I assembly; mitochondrial electron transport, NADH to ubiquinone
Cellular component (GO): membrane
Molecular function (GO): NADH dehydrogenase activity; 4 iron, 4 sulfur cluster binding
Source: RefSeq, a predicted model, not a curated record
AUUAUUCGAAGGGGUCAAUCUGCCGUGCAACACCCAUCGCAUCCAGGUAACAAAAUGGCGAUGUUCGGAAGGAGUCUUCACAUCGGAACAAGCUUGACUAAACCAGGUCAUGUGGCCUUGUUGAUGUCUUCAUUGAAGGCGGUCACCGCCACACCGUCACGAAACUACUACAAAUAUGUCAACAAUUUGGAACCAGGAGACAGCAUGAGAGAGAUCACAGACAGGGCGGCAACACGACUUUUCUUUGGUGAACUUGUCAGAGGUCUCGGCAUGACAAUGAGUUAUCUGUUCAGGGAGCCAGCCACCAUCAACUACCCAUUUGAGAAGGGUCCGUUGAGUCCCAGGUUCCGGGGGGAGCACGCCUUGAGACGUUACCCCUCCGGUGAAGAAAGAUGCAUCGCCUGCAAGCUGUGUGAGGCCAUCUGUCCUGCACAGGCAAUAACUAUUGAAGCUGAGGCGCGAGCUGACGGCAGUCGACGCACCACUCGUUACGACAUCGACAUGACAAAAUGUAUCUAUUGUGGGUUCUGCCAGGAAGCUUGUCCGGUGGACGCUAUCGUUGAGGGCCCCAACUUCGAGUUUUCAACCGAAACACGCGAGGAAUUGCUGUAUAACAAAGAGAAACUGCUGAACAACGGUGACAAAUGGGAGGCGGAGAUAGCUGGCAAUAUACAGGCGGAUCAUUUAUAUCGCUAGUUAGGGGUUAGACUGACGGGUACCAUACUUCAAGAUGUAUUGGCACAGUAUUUCUUUCUUGGCCUCAAAGCUGUCUUCAAGGUGUCUGAAUUUCCCCAAAAGAACAGGACCCAUUUUCAGGAAGUUGCUAUUAUAAAGCAGAAAAAGCCGCUUAGCAAUGUUAUGUGGUUUAGCUGGGUACCAGCAACAAGUAGUAUGCAUCGCAGGACAUCUUGGCUGGUAACGUGGUUUUGCUAAGCCAAUAUUUUCUGUUUUUAAAUAGCCAAUUUCUGUUCCUUGUAGUAGUGUGCAUUGACGGGCCGUACUGGAACUGGGCAUCCUACUGAAGCAAAACACGGUACCGGUAAAAGAAACCCAUCCCCUAAAUUCAAAUCCUGGAAGUUGUCUGGUGGCUUUACAGCUUUACAGUGUAAACUGCAACUUUUGUAAGUGGCAUCUGUCGGCUCGCGCAUUCUGUUUUUGGUUUUCCGAUCUAGCAAGGUUUUCAUUUUGAAAAUUAUCCACAAUCGCCUCAAGAUAUUUCUUUUUCAUUGUCUGAGAAGUUACUAAGUAACUAGUAAAGUUGGUUACGAAUAACCGAUCCCAUAAUCUGGAACCGGUUCCUGACAUCAGCGUUCGGGAACUUGCGUACCCAGUUCCGAUGCACGCCACUAAUCUUUUGAAAUUGCCAUGGUUCCUUACAGACACUAUGCACAU